UGGUAUGGAACAGAACAAAGCAAGAGGAAGACUUUCUUAGAGUAGAGUUUGAUUCCAAGAAUUAUAGCUUAACUAAUGAAAGGAAGAUCUUUCAUUAGGAACACUGGCAGCAGUAUGUUUUGUACACUUGAGGUGCUGAACAAGUUUACAGGGUGCAAGAUGCUCAGGCUGACAUGUAACAUGCAAAGAGAUUUAAAAAUAUGCAGUAUUUGGCUCACAGAAUCACAAAAUAGUAGAGUUGGAAGAGGUCAAGAAGGUCAUUGGGUCUAUGAUCACAGAUGGGGAACAAGCCAAGCUUGCUGGCUUCGCAUGAUGUGAGAAGCCGUGCUGCUGAGGGUAACUAUGCUAAUCUUCCCAGCUCAUGACUGGCACACGUGGGGUGGUUAAUGAGCCAUGGUAUUAAUCACCCUGUGAUCAUGCAAACUGGGUUAUAAUAUGGUUAUGUGUUUAUAUUAAAUCAUGGUAAAUACUGUGUUUAAAUUUACAUUUAUAAGUAUAUUUUAGCAUGUGCAACCUCUGUCCUUUUUAUCCCUUUUUACCUUUUAUUUUGGCAGUUUGUAAGCAGCUGCCCUGUCUGAGCAGAGGUUCAGCUCUCAUUUGUGUUCUCCGGAUUGUGCCUUCGCCAGCUUUAAAAUAUAAGAAUACUCCAGAAAUACCUGUUUUAGGGAACGAGGCAGUAGCAUGAAUACAGUCUCAGAUUAAUUGCGGGUGUAUCUCUGUGCCAGUGAAAUUGUUGGUUGUGAAACAGAAUGUGUGGAACAGGGUAGAACGCAUCUGCAAUGCUCCCUUGCAAAGAACGCUUUUACUGCUGUGGUCCAGAGUUGCACUGCAGAUGGCGCUGCAGAAUGAUGGUUUUAAUCCAGCACCGCCAGUCUGGACUCUCAUAAUGCUUUCCCAAUCUGGUUUCUUCCACAGGUGUUGGAUGUGGAAGAAAACCUAGGAGAUGCAGAACUGUCUGUGCAUAUUUUCAAAUGGGAAUUUGGAUUUACUGUGAAAAGCAUACACUGAUAACGCUGAUUAACUGUAAUCAAAACGUGGAACGCUCACCAAGGAUGAGGUCCUGUGCCAAAUCAAUGCUUCCUUCUCAGCGGCUGUUCCUGGCAUAUGUGUUAAUGGUGUGCUGUAAAUUGUUGUCCGCGACUAGCCACCAUCCCCGGGGGCACCCAGGCCACCACCAAGUGAAGCAAGGGACGUGCGAAGUGGUUGCUGUGCACCGGUGUUGCAACAAGAACCGGAUCGAAGAGCGGUCGCAAACGGUCAAGUGCUCUUGCCUCCCGGGGCAGGUUGCUGGCACAACGAGGGCGCAGCCCUCCUGCGUCGAAGCUGCUAUUGUUGUCCAGAAGUGGUGGUGUCAUAUGAACCCUUGUCUGGAAGGAGAAGAAUGUAAAGUACUGCCAGAUUAUUCAGGUUGGUCGUGCAGCAGUGGAAACAAAGUCAAAACUACCAAGGUGACACGGUAGCAGAACACAACCCUGUGCCAAAGCUGGAACCGAGGGACUUACAGCUGUAUUACCUGUUGCACAGAGACAUUCGUUUUGUGAGAAUACUAUCAAGCUGGACUGUCAAGAACUGGAGCAGUGCCCCUUUCUAAUGCUGGCAGCAUUCUUUAAGCUACACUUUUCUUACAAAGAACUGUAUACAUUUUAAAAUCAAGAACGAUGAGUCUAUCCUUUUUAUGCUCAAGACGAACAUAUGUAAACAAGCAACUAGAACACCCUCCGCAGUGCAUCAUCUCUAGGACUUGAUUUAUGGCAUUAUGAAUCCUGGAACCUUGGUUGAGAUGUGAAGCACCAGUAAUAAAUUCAAGUGAAGGAAAAUGAUAGAAAAGAAAUCAUCAAGAAAAUGAUAGGAAAGACAACUGAAUUACUGAUAGAAAUUCUGCUUCAGUAAAUUCCACUUACCUGAGAUUGACUUAGUAGCAAACAAAGUAGGAAGUAAAUAAUUGUGGUUAUUAAAUAAGUAGCCCUUGCCAGUCUUCAUAUUCUGUUACAGUCUGUGAAGUUAUGCUUCUUUCCAUUUGUAGCGCUAAAGGCAGUAACAAAGAUACUGGUUUCAAAAUAGAGAUGGAUGCUAGUGUGCCAGACAGCCCUGUCUGCUGGGAAACGGGGGAACAGACAUCUUCGUAGCUUCUUUGCUUCCAGAAAUUGAAAGAAAAUGGAGCCAUUAAUUACAUAUUUUCACCCAAGAUGAGGAACAAUGGGGUCACUGCUUUAUAUUCUCCUAAUUACAACCGUGGAAAGUGACUUCAUAAGAAAUAGGAUACUUUCCCCAUGUAUAGAGCUGGGGAAAGGUAGUUAAAUAGAUCUAAUUUCUACACUGAUUCUUGUUUGACAGGGCUGAAUGGUGUGGAAUUCUGACUAAAGCUCCCCACACUGCUGGAGUGCAGAGGUCAACAAGUAGGACAGUGCACCCACAUGUACAAUUAGAGCGUUACCCUGGUAGAAACUACCAUUGAUAAACUGGGCUAACAGCACUGGAGUGCCAGCCUGAGCAAAGCAAAGGAGCAAGCCCAGCUUGUUGUACUGCAAGACACAAUCUCAAUUUCCUUCUGAUCGGUUGGUGCAGCUUUUCAAGCACUGACAUAGAUGAGUCUGGAACAAGAGGAUGGGGCAUAAAGCAUCUUCAUUUUUGUGAUGGCUUAGAAUUGCCUGUGUUUUGCAUCUGUUAUGAUUGGCUGUGAUCUACUGCUGAGCCCUGUGUCAUCUCCUAGUGCCAGUGCAGCAAAAUGGAAAUUAUUGAUUGUAAGUCACUGAGCAAUACACUGGGACUUGCUUAUAUUGCCAAUGUAGCACCUAGAAAGAAUAGUGGAAGGAAGCCGUUCUAUUUGGAGUUUCUUGUUCUCAUUGUAUCCUAUUAGAUAGCAACUUUAUUGCUCAUAACUAAAGUUCUAGGUAAAAAGAGGGUCUUCACUUUCAGUUAGCUGCUAUUUAUACUGAUUAGAAUAAUUAAACAUCCAGUUCUUUGACAGACUACAUUUUCUAGCUCAUACAAUUUAUGACAUGUAAUUGUUUCCUAUUAUUUUAGUUGUAUCUCAUUCCAGUCUCCAUCUUUCCCUAAGUGCUACAUGCUUUUGUUUUGUCAUCAGCCUGCAUAAAUGGAACUGUAAAAGGAGGUGAAUUUAUA
Varanus komodoensis (Komodo dragon) is the source of this 3123-nucleotide messenger RNA. It is a transcript of the gene TAFA4, whose product is annotated as TAFA chemokine like family member 4. The transcript has 5 exons. NCBI's taxonomy places the organism in Eukaryota, Metazoa, Chordata, Lepidosauria, Squamata, Varanidae. The record is from RefSeq and is a predicted model, not a curated record. Gene Ontology annotation, molecular function: receptor ligand activity. Bases 972 to 1460 code for a protein of 162 amino acids.